AUGUUGAUCUCCCCGUGUUUAAACGCAGCAGUCAAACCACAUGCUCGGGAAGUGGAAGACAGAGGGAAUUCCUUCUGGUACCGUGGAGGAGCCGAGACUGGCUGCGGUGCUCGCUGGUUGAAUGCUUCACAGGACAGUUACUUAGGUUUCAUGCUAUAUUGGAAUAAGAAUCAGGAAAGUCCUGAAGGUAAUGGCCUUAGUUCCCACUCUGCACAGGAAUCAAGCUCGCAGCAUAGGAGACUCCAUCUCUCUGCUGUGAAACUGGCAGAGUUGCACAGUGAUCUCAAAAUACAAGAAAAGGAUGAGCUAAGCUGGAAAAAACUGAAGGCUGAAGGGCUGGAUGAAGAUGGAGAGAAGGAAGCCAAACUCCGACGCAACUUAAAUGUCAUUAUGACAAAAUAUGGAAUGAAUGGAAAAAAGGACUCUCAACUAGUUGAUACCAACUAUAUUAAAGAUGGUACAGAAAGUGACACACUGGAUGAUCCAAGACUGGAAAAGUUAUGGAGCAAGGCCAAGACCUCUGGGAAGUUCUCUGAUGAGGAGCUGGAUAAGCUUUGGCGAGAAUUUAAGCAUCACAGAGAAAAGAUUAAUGAAUAUAAUAUUCUGCUGGAGACCGUGAGCAGAACAGAAGAUAUCCACAAAAAUGUUAUCAAUCCAUCUGAAGAGAACCUGGUGAAAGAAGAAAUCUUGCACAACAAACACAGAGAACUAAAAGAGAAACUCAGAAGCAUCAAUCAGGGGUUUGAGCGCCUGCGGAAAGUCAGUCACCAGGGAUAUGACACAACCAGUGAAUUCGAAGAACCAAGAGUGAUUGAUUUGUGGGACAUGGCCAAAUCAGCCAAUUUCACUGAGAAAGAACUCGAAUCUUUUCGGGAGGAGCUGAAACAUUUUGAAGCAAAAAUUGAAAAACACCAUCAUUAUCAGAAACAAUUAGAGAUUUCACACCAGAAACUCAAGCACAUAGAGGGAACUGGAGAUAAGGAUCAUCUGAACAGAAGCAAAGAAAAAUAUGCCAUGCUGGAAGAAAAGACAAAAGAACUAGGAUAUAAGGUAAAGAAGCACUUGCAGGAUUUAUCCAGCAGAAUCUCUCAAGGUCUUCAACACAAUGAGUUAUAAAAAUUCAUUUUACUUCAUGGGACCAAUCUGUUAACACAAACCAGAUAAUGUGUUUCUCUGAACAGGGCUUACCACAGAGUCCUGAAAUAGUAAGGAUUGAACAGAUAUGUCUUGUAUGAAAUUUUUUUAAUCUACUUAAUUGCCAGUUUUGUAUUUGCACUAUAAAUUUCAAUGAUUAGAUUAUAUGUUUAAGUUGCACAUCUUGGAUCGUAUAAAUCUUCAUUUGGAAUCAAGUAGCAGCCUUGGAAAU
This is a messenger RNA of Acanthisitta chloris (rifleman), 1366 nucleotides long. It is a transcript of the gene LRPAP1, whose product is annotated as low density lipoprotein receptor-related protein associated protein 1. The transcript is spliced from 8 exons. The record is from RefSeq and is a predicted model, not a curated record. Gene Ontology annotation, biological process: negative regulation of receptor internalization; negative regulation of very-low-density lipoprotein particle clearance. NCBI's taxonomy places the organism in Eukaryota, Metazoa, Chordata, Aves, Passeriformes, Acanthisittidae. Gene Ontology annotation, molecular function: low-density lipoprotein particle receptor binding; very-low-density lipoprotein particle receptor binding; heparin binding. Gene Ontology annotation, cellular component: plasma membrane; endoplasmic reticulum-Golgi intermediate compartment; endomembrane system. Bases 1 to 1116 code for a protein of 371 amino acids.